Messenger RNA from Hypanus sabinus (Atlantic stingray), 2206 nucleotides. It is a transcript of the gene mtmr7b, whose product is annotated as myotubularin related protein 7b. The record is from RefSeq and is a predicted model, not a curated record. Bases 16 to 1581 code for a protein of 521 amino acids. Gene Ontology annotation, biological process: dephosphorylation. The transcript is spliced from 12 exons. Gene Ontology annotation, molecular function: phosphatase activity. Lineage: Eukaryota; Metazoa; Chordata; Chondrichthyes; Myliobatiformes; Dasyatidae.
GCUGAAUAUAAUCGCAUGGGACUUCCAAACAGCUUAUGGCAAGUUUCUCAUGUUAACAGAGAUUAUGGGGUUUGUGAUACAUAUCCUGCUGAAUUGUAUGUGCCAAAAUCGGCCUCUGCACCAGUCAUAGUUGGUAGCUCUAAAUUCAGGAGUAGAGGGCGCUUCCCUGUUCUCUGUUACUUCUGCCAGGAUAACAAUGCUGCUAUUUGUAGAAGCAGCCAGCCUUUAUCAGGUUUUAGCGCUCGGUGCCUUGAGGAUGAACAGCUGCUCCAGGCCAUCAGAAAGUCAAACCCAGGGAGUGAUUUCUUGUAUGUUGUUGAUACCCGGCCAAAGUUAAAUGCAAUGGCAAACCGAGCAGCAGGAAAAGGGUAUGAAAAUGAAGACAACUACUCCAACAUCAAGUUCCAUUUCAUAGGAAUAGAAAACAUUCAUGUGAUGAGAAGCAGUCUACAAAAACUACUGGAUGUCUGUGAACUUCGAUCUCCUUCAAUGAAUGAUUUCCUAUGGGGUUUAGAGAAUUCUGGUUGGUUGAAGCACAUUAAAGCCAUCAUGGAUGCGGGUAUAUUUAUUGCAAAAGCUGUUGCAGAGGAGGCCGCCAGUGUAUUGGUCCACUGUUCGGAUGGUUGGGACAGAACUGCCCAAGUCUGCUCUGUAGCAAGCGUACUGCUUGAUCCAUUUUACCGAACCUUAAAGGGAUUCAUGAUUUUGAUUGAAAAAGACUGGGUUUCUUUUGGACACAAGUUUAACCACAGAUGCAGCCACUUGGAUGGUGAUCCCAGGGAGGUUUCACCAGUAAUUGAUCAGUUUUUUGACUGUGUGUGGCAGCUGAUGGAACAAUUUCCGUGUGCCUUUGAGUUCAAUGAGAGAUUUCUGGUGCACAUUCAUCAUCACGUCUAUUCCUGCCAAUUUGGCAACUUUGUUUGCAACAACAGUAAAGAGAGCAAAGAGCAGAGGAUUCAGGAGAAAACUCAUUCACUCUGGGCUCACCUGUGGAAGAGUUGUGCGGAUUACAAAAAUCCCCUGUAUAGACAAAAUCACAGUCAAACUCAAGGAGUCCUGAGGCCACAUACAGCUCCGUCUAACUUCAGUUAUGGAUUUUGGAGGAGUAUGUACAACCGGUUUGAAAAGGGGAUGCAUCCUCGACAGUCCGUUACAGAGUUUUUGAUGGCCGUGAAAGAGGAAACCCAACAGCUGGAGGAGGAACUUGUAAUGUUGGAGGAGAAAUUACAACUUCAAGAUAAAUUCCAUCUGAAGAACAGAAGUGAGGAAACUAAGCAAUCACAGAAGAUGGAAAUUUCGGUCUCUGAUCAACAUAUAGCCAACACCCCUCAGGAUUAUAUUGACAAUGGCAGACCAUUCACUUCUUGUAGCCCUUCACAAGGACAUGAAGAUUCAGAAUCUAUGAUCCUAACACAUAGCAUGAAGCAUUCAGACACUGAUCUUUCUGCUAACAGUGACCAGGAGUCGGGUGUCGCUGACUUGAACUGCAGAUCACCAAGUGGGGGAGACUUCCUCUCUAGUGAAGAGAGCAGCAAAAACCUGUCAGAGUACCCUGAGGAUGUUGCCUUUGCUGUUGCCUGAGAUCCUAGUACAAUUUGAUUAAAAAAAAAGACAGUUUGCAAAGAGAAGGUGUAAUAUAUCAUGUGCCACUACAUAGUAUAAGGCACUUGUAGAUUUUUAGGGGUCAUUUAUAGCUUCUAAUCCUAUCUUGUCUCAAAGCAAAUCGUGAACCAGUUAUUUUUGGUUGGAAUGAACAGAGAGCCCAGGCUGAUUUUAUUUUUCUCUCUCCAAAUUUAUUUAUUCUUCCAGCUUCUAUUUUAUAAAGAGGGGAAAUUGUUACAUUUACUUCAUGGCCAAGGUCUACGCAAGCCAUAAAGGUAUGAUCAUUUAAAAAAAAACUUCUGCCAAGACUAAGAUUCUCAGUGGAGACACAAGUCUGCAGAUGCUGGAAUAUGGAGCACAAAAUAACAUGCUGGAGGAACUCAGUGGGUGAAGUGGCAUCUGUGGCUGGGGUGAGGGGAAGGAAUGUAUUGUGAUGCAGGGUUUCAACCCGAAAUGUCAAUAAUCCCUCCCCAUCCCCUAUACUGCUCUGUUCACAGAGUUAAUCCAGUAAUAUGUUAUGAUUCUAUGUAUUUCUUUUGCCAAGUUGUUCUGGUGAGGUCAAUAACAGAAGCCAAAGCAUUUUCUUUGAGAUCAGUUAAGCAGC